Messenger RNA from Thecamonas trahens ATCC 50062, 1414 nucleotides. RefSeq lists its product as uncharacterized. NCBI's taxonomy places the organism in Eukaryota, Apusomonadida, Apusomonadidae. The transcript has a single exon. Bases 457 to 1395 code for a protein of 312 amino acids. The record is from RefSeq and is a predicted model, not a curated record.
GGUGUCAGGAGGCGUUGUCGAGGCCGUGGUGGUGCCGAACGGGGUGGACCUGGCGACGAUUGAUGUGGACGCUCUCGGAACGUCCGUCUUUCUCACGGCGGUGCAAGAGUCCAAGGCCGAGCUGGCAGCAACCUUGGAGGAUGUACAAGCCGAAGUCAAGGCAGCAGAGGCGCUGCAGGUCCACAUCGCAGAGUAUGUUGCUCAGCAAGAGUCCAAGCGUGCUCAGCUCGAGUCGUACCUCGCGGAUCUGUUCGCCAAGACUCAGGACGACGACACGGCCCUCAUCGAGCUGCCGACCAACUACGAAGACGUGCUGGCCGCGAUGGACGCGGCCGCUCGUGCCGAUCGCAACGAGGCCGGAGAAGCCCCUCCCUUGCUGAAGAGGACGCUGACGAUGCGGUCUCGGUCUCCUCGGCCGCCUCGGGCGCCACCCACAAGUCCGACUGGUCUGAGCUUAUGGAGUGGGGCAGCGGCGCAGCCGAGCUUGGUCUUGAUCUUGGCAGCGGCGAGUCGGAAGAACUGACCCAGGCCGAGCGCAUCCGCCGCGGGAUGGCUGUCAUGCGCAAGCUGGACAUGCGGCUGAUGCGGCUGCACCAGCAGGCGCGUGAGCUGCGCGCAAACGCAGAGAGCGGCGCGAGCCAAGAGAGCGAAGGAGAGGAGGAUGCAGAGAAUAGCGGAGAUGCAGGUGCGCUGUCGUUGAGCCGGGCAAGCACAGGCAGCAGCCACCGGCCGAGCGCCGCCGUCUCUCGAGUGACUGCGCGGACUAGUCUGUGCUCGGCCGAGGACAGCGCACUUGUUGACGAGCUGAUGGCGCAAGACUCGGAGGAAGAAGAGGCCAUGGCUAUGGCGUGCUAUCCGAGCGAUGUAGACGCGGCACGACUCGACGAGAUCAACGCGGCACUCCGAGCGUACGCGCCCGACGACGAGUGGGAGGCGCUGUCGCUGACCUCGCGGUUUGGCGACGCGACGUCGCGGCGGACAAGCCAGAUGGAAGCGCUGGAGGCGGCCCAGACGACGGCAACUGGCAAGCGCGAUUAUCUUCGGGAGGCGCGGGUCAACCGCGAGCAGCGCGACCGACUGUUUGCAGUCGAGCGCUCGCUCCGUGAGCUCGCCACGCUCGACGACGAGAACGCAGCGCCGUCAGUUGUCCGGGCCCUACUUCUCGAUGCCAUUGCUGAGCAGACCGCCGCGGGCACGCUUGACGUCGAUGAGCUUGAUCCGGAUGCAUUUGAGCUCAUCUCGGCCGAACAUCUCGUCGAUGGCGGCAAGGUGCCACAGCUGCGCAAGCUGACGUCGGCGGCUGCGCCGCUCUCGCUUCAGCCGCAGCUUCCGACGGCGCUCCACGUUGGGGACGAGGUGCCCGGCAGCGCUGAUGCUGACGAGCAAGCUGCAUAAUAACAGCUGUACAUGUCGA